Molecule: messenger RNA, 1640 nt
Organism: Topomyia yanbarensis
Lineage: Eukaryota; Metazoa; Arthropoda; Insecta; Diptera; Culicidae
Gene: Zpr1
Product: zinc finger protein ZPR1
Exons: 2
Coding region: 161-1588 (475 amino acids)
Cellular component (GO): cytoplasm; nucleus
Molecular function (GO): zinc ion binding
Source: RefSeq, a predicted model, not a curated record
UCGCAUGCUUCCAGAAACGUCACGAAAUGUGCACAUUAAAUUCUUCAACACCGCAAAAACCGAUCGCUCGCGCAUAAAAUUUUGAAUUUCAUCUGUUUUUAAUUACCACGAAAAGAGUUUUGAUAAUUACACAGUUUAUUUCGGCGAGACACGCAACAAAAUGACAACGGAAACAGAAACAGCACCGAUAUUUCCGAAGCUAAACGUCGAAGAUGAACCGGAGCUGGGAGCAACCGAGAUCGAGUCGAUGUGUAUGAAUUGCUAUGAGAAUGGCAUAACGCGUCUCCUGCUGACCGAGAUUCCCUUCUACAAAGCGGUAGUCAUCAUGUCCUUCUGCUGUGAGCAUUGUGGCUUCCAGAACAACGAAAUUCAACCGGGUGGUGAAAUGUCCCCCAAGGGUAUUCGCAUUCGGGUCAAGCUAGAGACGGUACAGGACCUGAACCGGCGUGUGGUCAAGUCGGAUUACUCGAGCGUUCGGAUAGAGAAGCUGGACUUCGAGAUUCCGGCGCAGUCGCAGAAGGGUGAAGUUACUACCAUCGAGGGGAUCCUCGAUCGGGUGGUACGAGGUCUGGAACAGGAUCAGCCGGUUCGUCGGAUACAGCAUCCGGAGGCGGCCGAACAGAUUGACGUUUUCGCUGACUCGUUGAGGCAGUUGAAAGAAAUGACGAAACCAUUCACGAUAGUUAUUGAAGACAUCUCUGGCAAUAGUUUCGUGGAAAAUCCAUUUGCGCCACUGCCGGAUCCGAAUACGAGCAUUUCACAUUUCAAAAGAAACAAAGAACAGAAUCACGUACUAGGAGUGUUCACACAUGCUGAGGUGACAGAGACGGAGGCAUGCUCGUCUAAUUCUAAUCGGCCAGAAACCAUUCCAGAAGAGGAAGACAAAAUAUUGAAACCGAUAGCGGAAGGUUCAUGGCCGCUCGAGGAAUUGCACGGAGAAGUACUGCAAUUUCAGACGACAUGUUCGGAAUGUUCUGCGGAUUGUGAGACCAAUAUGAAACUGACCAAGAUCCCGCACUUCAAGGAGGUUGUUAUUAUGGCAACGGUUUGCGAAAAUUGUGGCCUUCGGACGAACGAAGUAAAACCAGGCGGUGGAAUCGAAGAACGAGGUGUCAAGAUCGAAAUCACCGUUCGCGGAAGGAUCGAUUUCUCGCGAGAUGUACUGCAAUCUGAGUCCUGCAAUCUUUUCAUUCGGGAGCUUGAGUGCGAAGUGGGUGGUGGUGCCCUCGGGGGUCGUUUCACAACGAUCGAGGGUUUACUGACUGCCAUGAGAGAUCAGUUGAUGGAAAGUACUGGCAUGUUUAUGGAUUCGAACGAUGAGGAAACGAAACGGCGAAUGGAUGGCUUCUUCGGUCAGCUGGAUGCGGCCAUCGAGGGUAACAUGCAGCUGACCAUUGUGCUGGACGACCCGACAGGGAACAGCUAUGUUCAAUCGCUGAACGAUGACGGCACACCGGAUGGGGCACUGAGGAUAAUAAGAUAUCAUAGAUCACAUGAGCAGAACGAGGAGCUCGGAUUGAAUGAUAUGAAGACGGAGAAUUAUGGGGAAGGUGCAGUGGGGAACUGUACGGAUGGAGCACAAGAUUGAAGAUUAGUGUGAGCAGAUUUACGAAGAGUAAAUAAAAGGGUACUUUAGGUAA